AUUCGAGCACUUUGCGCAUGUUUUCGCGCAAGGCGCGUUGUUUGCUGUCAACGUGAUUCUGUGUUGAUUGUUCGAAGCGAGCUUUCGCUUUUCUCCCGCAGUUCGCUAUGACUGUUUACGGGGACCUGCACCGUACUUUCGUCCAGGUUAUGCUGUCACGGAAGCUUAUGCCUCUGACUGAAUUUCAGGAGUUGGUCCGGCACUGCCACAUUGAGCACGACGUUCCAUGCAUUGCAGUCACCAACCCACAAGCACUCGCCAAGUUUGUGUCUGUUGUCAACAACAAAUUAUCUCCAUUUCACAUGCGCAUCAAAGGCGGCGUGAGUGAAGAAGAUGGCUCGCAUUUCUACGCUCUCGUAAACAUGAGGGAUGACACGCUGUCAAAGUGUGCCACGAAGUUCUCUGGCAUAGAGAUGAAAUUCUUCAAGAAACUGGUGGUGACGAUUGCAGAGUCCAACAGUGGGCACAUAACCUCAACAGCAGCACUCAACAUGGUCUACGAUGAUAAUGACACGGGCCUUCAGAUAAGGACAGCUCAAAGUCUUGUUGAUCAGAUGGUCGAACUUGGUUGUCUGAUAGUGGAGGAAGGCAACAUAUCCUUGAGUCCACUGACACUCCUUGAAAUGGAGCCCUACCUCCGAGAACAGCUCGGCGAAGGCCUUCCAACUUGCCACGUGUGCAAGCAGAUGUGCAUUAAGGGCGAGCUGUGUCCCAACCCCAACUGCCCCGUCAAGCUCCACAGUCACUGUGCAUCGCAGAUCUUUCGUAAAAGAUCAACCGUGUCCGGAAGCUGUCCAAGCUGCGACGAAUCGUGGGAAUUGUAGUCAAAAGAAUGUCAGGACAUAGAAGUUGCAAGAAGACACAACUUCAUAUUGAUGUACAUGUAUUUAUUUAAUAAAACUUGACAGGAUAAGUAACCUGUACAUGAUGAGACAAAGAAAGAAA
This is a messenger RNA of Dermacentor silvarum, 945 nucleotides long. RefSeq names its product non-structural maintenance of chromosomes element 1 homolog. Bases 108 to 824 code for a protein of 238 amino acids. Gene Ontology annotation, cellular component: nucleus; Smc5-Smc6 complex. Lineage: Eukaryota; Metazoa; Arthropoda; Arachnida; Ixodida; Ixodidae. The transcript is spliced from 5 exons. The record is from RefSeq and is a predicted model, not a curated record. Gene Ontology annotation, biological process: DNA damage tolerance; double-strand break repair via homologous recombination. Gene Ontology annotation, molecular function: ubiquitin-protein transferase activity.